This is a messenger RNA of Xiphophorus hellerii (green swordtail), 1533 nucleotides long. RefSeq names its product claudin-4-like. Gene Ontology annotation, cellular component: bicellular tight junction; membrane. Gene Ontology annotation, molecular function: structural molecule activity. The record is from RefSeq and is a predicted model, not a curated record. NCBI's taxonomy places the organism in Eukaryota, Metazoa, Chordata, Actinopteri, Cyprinodontiformes, Poeciliidae. The transcript has 3 exons. The coding region runs from base 235 to 792 and encodes 185 amino acids.
CACUCAAUGUUUUUCUUUUAAUUGUAGAUAAAAUCAAAAGUUACAUCCUGUUACUUUUAGUUUAGAUGACCACAAACUCUUCCUUAACACAAAACAAAACCAAAGAUGUGCAAAAAAGCAUAAAACGAAGCAGAACUUCCGUUAUGAAGCAACAACCACGUGUACAGAACCAUUUCACAUGGUCUCCACUUUGCUUAAAGUCUCAACAGAAGAACCUGCAGAACGUGAGAAAGAAUGGCAUCAAAAACAGUUCAGAUGGUAUUUGUGGUUCUCGGCGCCAUCGGGCUGAUUCUGGUCAUUACCUGCUGCGCCCUCCCUGAAUGGGCUGUUGCACAUCAUGAUGAUACGGAAGCUCAUGCAGGUCUGUGGAAGAUAUGUGUGAAGCAGAGAACUGGACUGCAGGUGUGCGGACCGUUUGAGAGCAUGACUAAAGUUUCACCGCCUCAAGCCUCCCGGGCUUUGAUCGUCAUCAGCUGCAUCCUCGGUAUUCUCAGCCUCCUCCUCCUGUUCUUUGGUUCUGACUUCACCCCAUGUGUUCAGAACCAAGAUACCAAGACCAAAAUGAUCCUGGCUGCCGCAGUGGGCCUGAUGCUGACCGGCCUGCUGGUGAUCAUCCCGCUCAACUGGGAGACAAAUGCACAGGUGGAGGGAGUGAGGAUGGGAGCGUGCAUCUAUAUCGGCUAUCUAACUGGUUUGACGUUGAUACUGACUGGAGUUCUGCUUUGCUGUUUCGGCAGACCGGGAUCCAGCAGCCUUGGAGGAAUAGUCAGCUGCUUAAGCAACAGAGUUUAAGCUAAUUAAUUUAGAGUUUUUAUGGAAGGCACUGCUGUCCAAUAGACGGGUAGACAAGGGAGUUGAUUUGGUAAAAACUGGGAAGACGAUGUGAAAUUAUCACUUUCAUACUUCUACCAUUCAAUGCUGGAAGGCAUGAAAUCUGUAAGACAUGUGACUUUUAUUUCCAGAGUUUUUCUUAAAUGUCACUUAAAACUUGACUUCACAAAGAUCCCAAGCAGAAAAAUUAAAUUCAUAAAUGUCUGUAUGCAGAACAAUUUCAUUUCAGUGACCUUUUGAUGCAUUUUCUGUUUGCUUAUUAAAACCAUUUUGUUUUUUCAUGCUUUCUUAAUUCCAGUUUAAAAAACUGUCAACAUAAUUACUAACCAGAUUUGCUUCAGCGAACAAUUUCAUGAUGUUUCUCAGUUUUCUGCUUUAUUUUCUAUUAAUAAAACAUUUACUGUUACUAUUUCUGUUUUUGUACCAUAACCACAACUGAUCAUUAUCUUUGGUCAAAUUCAGAUGUGAUUGGAAAAAUAAAUAUGAUGUAUCAAAAAUGUAAUCAACUUACAGAAAACUUUACUUCAACUGUUUGAUUCUUCAUCUCAUAUGCAAAAGAAUAUUGUAUUAGAAAAUGAUGCAAACCAUUCAAAUAAUGUGUUACCGUCUGACUUUAUCUUAUCUUAUAUUUCAUCUUUUGCUUCUGACUUUUUCAUUUGCAAAUAGAAAAUAAAAAGAAAAGUUUUUGCAAAUUUUUCAUAA